Molecule: messenger RNA, 2492 nt
Organism: Myotis davidii
Lineage: Eukaryota; Metazoa; Chordata; Mammalia; Chiroptera; Vespertilionidae
Gene: PRELID3A
Product: PRELI domain containing 3A
Exons: 6
Coding region: 806-1261 (151 amino acids)
Biological process (GO): phospholipid transport
Cellular component (GO): mitochondrial intermembrane space
Molecular function (GO): phosphatidic acid transfer activity
Source: RefSeq, a predicted model, not a curated record
GUUGAGAACCACUGCUCUACACCCCCGCUGUGCAUAGAGCGGGGCCUUGGUUAUGCCUUCCCACUUCCCACUGUGGGCAGGGAAUGAGGCCUCCCACUGCCCUCGGGUUAGCCGCCCUGCAGUGGGGCAGAGGCCUCACGCCCUGAGGAUGGGUUCCCACUCCACCAUGGCCACCGUGAGCCAAGCCUUUAGUCACUGCAGCAGUGCAGGCAAGAGUCCGAAAUGGUGCCCGCUCCCUCCAGUUUCUUUCGUCACCUGAUGGAACAGCAGGGGAGGGCAGGUGACAGGCUAGGGGUGGGGAAAAUUGUCUCCCUGCUCAGAAGCCCUAAACAAAAGCUUUUAUCUCUUUAAGGACUGGAGGGAGGGCAGGAGAGGGAGGAGGAAGUGCGGGAACAGGCAAAGUGCUGAGCCAUGGCCCCAGUGUUGAGGAGGCGUGUGCGAGCUUCUGGACCGGGAAUGCAAACCAGAUGAGAUGGGCAUGAGCGCAGCUGCCGGGGCCUGAGUUCUUGUUCGUGCCCCAGGUUCCUGGUGCAGCCUGGUGGCAAAGCCUUCUGAUUGCCUCUGGUCGGCUCAGCACGAUCCCAGGAUCUAGGAUGUAGGUCGGAGCUGGACUCCUGAUAUAUAUUUGUUGGCUAUGCCUUUAAUUAAAACCAAAAGAAAAAACUUUAUUCAUUUCACUCUGUGGCACACAGCAUCUCUGGCUCCCAGCGCCACUCUGGCACACGCUACAAAAGGUUUGCUUGCUUAUGCCGAGUGAUUGUAUUUUCCCUCCAGCCACCCGUGGGACACGGUCAUCAAGGCUGCUAUGAGGAAGUACCCGAAUCCGAUGAAUCCCUGCGUGGUGGGCGUCGAUGUGCUGGAGCGCAGCGUGGACCGCUGCGGCCGGCUGCACAGCCACCGCCUCCUCAGCACCGAGUGGGGGCUGCCCGCCCUCGUGAAAGCGAUUUUGGGAACCAGUAGGACUUUAACAUACAUCAGAGAACAUUCUGUUGUGGAUCCGGUGGAAAAGAAAAUGGAACUUUGUUCCACCAAUAUCACACUCACAAACUUGGUGUCGGUGAACGAGAGGUUGGUGUACACACCCCAUCCGAAGAACCCUGACAUGACGGUGCUCACGCAGGAAGCCAUCAUCACCGUGAAGGGGAUCAGCCUUGGCAGCUACCUGGAAGGCUUAAUGGCCAACACAAUAUCAUCCAACGCCAAGAAGGGGUGGGCUGCUAUUGAGUGGAUAAUUGAAAAUCCUGAAAGCGCUGUGAGCUAACGGGGCCUGCACCUGCGCCUCAUGAUGAACGGUGAUGCCCAAAAAAUCAAAGAGGAAAUAAAGAAAGGAAGAAAGAAGCGAGUCCUGAAUACGAUUCAAGGGCCCAGUCUGGGAGAGGUGUGGAAUCUGCUGGAAUCCGCCUCCUGCCUGCUCACAGCCUCCGCCAGGCUCCUCCGGUGACCCCAGGACAGGAAGCUCGGCCGAGGUGCAGAAGGAGCUCCUCUGUUGCAGAGUGAGACCCAGAGGAAGAAGACCUCUCACAAGUAGGAGGACCGGGCCCACGAAGCUGCCACUUUGUCAUCCUGAUUGCCGAGCCGGGUCCUGGGAGCCGGCCCUGCCCACAGCCCAGCCGCCCCCCUGCCAGCGUUUAGUCAGACUGUUCUUGUGCCUUUGUCUAUUUUCUCCUUAGCAACAGCUCCGGGCUCUUUCUUGCCAGUUCUUGGGAAAGCACUAAAUAGCUUUUCUCUUUUCAGAUCGCUGCCCGUUUCCCUCCCCUGCCUCUUAAAUAACAGUCUUCACCACCAGUCCCUUCACACAUAGCUGGUUACCAUCUGCCGUUUCAGAUGGUGUUGCCAUGGACCCCUCUCUUCCCCUCAUCACUGCGCAAAUCUGCACACUCUAGAGCAGGGGCGCCCCUCCCCGCAACGGUGACGUGUGUGGUUGACAGGACCACGAGCUCUCCAAUCAGAGGCAGAAUUGGUCAGGAGAGCAAAGCUCUGUCCUGGGCCUGCACCUCGUCUGUCCUGCCAUCUGGGACCAGCGACCCCAAGUGCCGAAGGCCAGGGUCCCUUCUCCCCAUUCAGACCUGUCCUCACGGAGAGCCACUGCUAUCCUGUUAGCUUGACGGCACUUCCCAAAUUGGGAGUUUUCAUUUUCCCGUUUUCAAAAGUAAAAUGUACAAUCUCUUUCAAUAUCUUUCAAAUUAUAAAACCUUUAGAGAAGGCCUCCUCCAUAAAGGACGGGUAGAACCUGUGUUUCACUCUUUUAUUAGCUAUUGCUUUUUGUUUGAUAAUAGUACUUCCAAUCCAACCUGAAAUUACUCAUUUUUAUUUUAUUAGACUAUUUUAUGCAGAAAGCUUAAGGCAAAAUAGAGUUUUUAUGUCAAAAACAAACACUCUUACCCCUUCUGCACUGCACGGUUUGCCCCUUCUAAGAGGACUCUGAACUCUGGGCUGUUUCUGCCGUUUACUGCUAGAUUUCUAAAUAAAUAGGUAUAUUCUGCUUUUUUCUU